Messenger RNA from Penicillium cataractarum, 303 nucleotides. RefSeq lists its product as uncharacterized. The coding region runs from base 1 to 303 and encodes 100 amino acids. The record is from RefSeq and is a predicted model, not a curated record. The transcript has 2 exons. NCBI's taxonomy places the organism in Eukaryota, Fungi, Ascomycota, Eurotiomycetes, Eurotiales, Aspergillaceae. Gene Ontology annotation, molecular function: lyase activity.
AUGGGGCUUUUAAUCAACAUCGGCGUGAUGUAUGCUGCCAUUAAUUUCUCAUCCCGUGAAUGGAGCCAUGCGCCGCUGGUCGAGCGGAAUCUACCUUGGAUCUUUUGUAUCGGCAUUAUCGGCUUCAUCACUGGACACAUUGCUCUGGCUGUUGAAGUUGGUCCCUCGCUAGCCUACUCCUGGGGUGCAGUGAUAUGUCAGCUUCUGCUAAGCGCUUUCUCGCUUUCUGGGGUCGUGUUGCACGGUGGGAUUUGGGAGCUUACGUUGGAUGUAUUGGCCACAAUCUUUUGCGUGGCUCAAUAG